Laccaria bicolor S238N-H82 is the source of this 429-nucleotide messenger RNA. RefSeq lists its product as uncharacterized. The record is from RefSeq and is a predicted model, not a curated record. Bases 1 to 429 code for a protein of 142 amino acids. NCBI's taxonomy places the organism in Eukaryota, Fungi, Basidiomycota, Agaricomycetes, Agaricales, Hydnangiaceae. The transcript is spliced from 2 exons.
AUGACCCUCUUAUGCAAUGGCAACAUAGCCGCUACCUGUUUCUGCUGUCUAUCGUUUUUCCCAAGUUCUUCUAACUGUUGCCCUUGGCCUUUGGUGGGACGACCGGCUGCGUAUGCUUGCGCUUCACCAUGUCAGCAUCCGUUUCUUUCGUUUCAUUGGCAUGCUGAUAAUAUUGUAAGAUCAUUUCCUCUCAGCCAUACUAACGAUGGGUUCCACAAUAUUCAUCAGUUCCCGAUAGACUACCGAAACGAAACUGCGAAAGGACUCUUGGUUAUGCCUCUCAAAGAACUGAAAAGGAUUCAAGACUCGUUGGCCUGGCCAAAAACACCCGACAACAUGUCAAUAGUCGCUUGGGCACAAUGCGAGCCUCGAGUCUACAGCACUUCUAACAUAAUUCAGUUCAGAGGGAAUCCAAUUUCCGAACACUGA